CCAUUAAAGAUUCUUGAAUGUUUUUUCCCCUCUAGUAUAAAUAGCAACAUCAUAUUAUUAAUUCGUAACCUAUAUUCAAAUAACACAAACAUUGAAUAAAAACAAUAUGAAUGAAGAUAAUUCAACUAUUAAGAAGAAAGAAUCAUGCGUAGGAGAAGUAAAAUAUAGAGGAGUAAGAAAGAGGCCAUGGGGAAAAUACGCGGCGGAGAUAAGGGAUACUAAUAAUAAUGGAUCGAGGGUAUGGCUAGGAACUUAUGCUACUGCGGAGGAUGCUGCUAGAGCUUAUGAUAAAGCUGCAUUUCAAAUGAGAGGACGUUUUGCGGUACUUAAUUUUCCUCAUGAGUAUCCAUCUGAUCAUCAUUCUUCUUCUUCGUAUUCAAUGUCAUCUUCGUCAACGUCGUGUUCAUCAGUGAAACAAGUUAUUGAAAUUGAGUACUUGGAUGAUAAGUUAUUGGAGGAACUUCUAGGCUUGGAAUCUGACAAAUCUCAGUAUAAUAAGUAGCUAUUUUAGUUUGUUUUGUAUAUGCAUGCAUGUCUAAAUAAAGAAAGACACUCUCAUAUGUACUUUAUUCACCUGUUAAAUUAAUGGGCAAUCUAUGCUUUUCUUUUAA
Molecule: messenger RNA, 611 nt
Organism: Solanum lycopersicum (tomato)
Lineage: Eukaryota; Viridiplantae; Streptophyta; Magnoliopsida; Solanales; Solanaceae
Product: ethylene-responsive transcription factor ERF096-like
Biological process (GO): regulation of DNA-templated transcription; ethylene-activated signaling pathway
Molecular function (GO): DNA binding; DNA-binding transcription factor activity
Source: RefSeq, a predicted model, not a curated record